AUGGGGACCGAUCCCGCCCGCCGCCGCCGCCCCCGCCCCGACCUCGAGGAGGGCGAGUUCGUCGCGGACGACGACGACGGCGGCCGCCCGGAGAUCAAGGUGCGCCGCCUCCAGGACAUCCUCGACGGGGACGCCCUGCCGUCGCCCACGCCCGAGCGCGAGCGCGACUCGGACGGCACCGUCAGCGACAUGGACGCCGACGACGACGAGGGCCCCGCGCGGGAGCCGGGCUUUCCCUGCCCCAUCUGCCGGAGGGAGUUCGCGAGCGGCCGGGCGGUGCACGGCCACAUGCGCGUCCACCAUCCGCACGGCGGCGGCCGCCAGGGAAUCCUCGUCGGCGGUGGAUGGGCCGUCACCGGCAAGCGGGGCUACGUCGGCGGCAGGUCCGUCUCCGCUCCCCCCCAGGACGAGGAGGAGGAGGAAGGAGUGGGCGACUCCACGUCCAUGACUACCGCGGUCGCGGAGCCCGUGAUCGACGCCGCGCCCAUCGCGUUCGCGAGCAGGACCAGCAGCGCCGAUCCGAAUCCUCCAUCCACGGCCAUCGUUCUUGCAGCGGACAAUCGUCCCAACCAGGUCGCCGUGCGCCCAUCCUGUUCACCGCAAUGCGGCGCCGGGCACCAGCCCGCCGCGCCUCAGGCCGUCGUCGCCCAACCUCAGCCAGCCGUCGCCCAAGGCCACCUCGCAGCGGCGUCGCCUACUACGCAAUUCUUCGCCUCGCCCCCUCAGGCCGUCGCGCGUCACGUUCGGCGCGCGGCGCCGUCGCCGACGUCACGGGACGAGCAAGGCCGGUGGGUCUGCAAAGAGGAAGGGUGCUACCAGCGGUUCGACUCGCACCAGGGGCUCGGCGGCCACAUGGCCGCCCACAAGAUGAGGAAGAACAACGAGGCCGCGGCGGCGGCAGCGGCCGCGGGGCUGAACCCGUGCCUGGCGAGCGCCAGGCCGGCGAAGCUGCACCCGUGCAAGCACUGCCCCAAGGUGUUCAACUCGGGCGUGCAGCUCGGCGGGCACAUGAGGAUGCACUACGAGGGCAAGGUGAUCGCAAGGAGGCGCCGCGUCAGCGCUCCCCUGUCGGCGCGGGAGCUCGCGGCAGCGCUCUUCUCCGCCCAGGCGUCCCCCGAGACGUCGACCAGCGCGUCCCCGCCCGACGGGCUCGCGCUGUCCCUGUCCCCGCCCGCGGACGGGCCCGACGAGCUCGCGCUGUCCCUGUCCCUGUCCCCGCCCGGGGACGCGCCCGAUGAGCUCGCGCUGUCCCUGUCGCUGUCCCCGCCCGCGCCCGCCGCCACGGAAGUAGCGCGGCCUGGCAUCAUCUCGCCGGCAUUGUCGGGAGGAUCCGAGCCGGCGCCAGCGCCGGUCUCGCCGGGCGUCUUGAGGAUUUUCGGCGUCAACAUCGCGGUGGCGGCUCCCGCGGCGGCCGGGCAGGAAGCUUCCUCCGGCGUGAGCGAGACGGACCAGAGCUCGGCGGCGUCUACCAACAUCCAGGAGUAG
Messenger RNA from Triticum turgidum subsp. durum (durum wheat), 1485 nucleotides. NCBI's taxonomy places the organism in Eukaryota, Viridiplantae, Streptophyta, Magnoliopsida, Poales, Poaceae. The record is from the annotation of a GenBank genome assembly.